Molecule: messenger RNA, 1341 nt
Organism: Nematostella vectensis (starlet sea anemone)
Lineage: Eukaryota; Metazoa; Cnidaria; Anthozoa; Actiniaria; Edwardsiidae
Product: glycoprotein 3-alpha-L-fucosyltransferase A
Exons: 2
Coding region: 268-1341 (357 amino acids)
Cellular component (GO): membrane
Molecular function (GO): alpha-(1->3)-fucosyltransferase activity
Source: RefSeq, a predicted model, not a curated record
GAUUCUGAAGCAAGAGUUAGCCAUGGCCACAAACCGCCCGAAGCGGCAUCUAAUGAAAAUGAAUUAUUUUUCAACUCAACUCACCCAUGAAGUUGAUAAAUAUUCCUGUCGAGCGGAAAAUGGAGAGAGAGAAUAAACCCAACGCGAAGCCAAACAUAAAUAUAAUAUAUCUCCUUUAAGAUUAACAGCAUAACCAGUGUUUCGGAAAGUGUGUGCACGAUGUACCUUUAAGGAGGCUUCGUAAACACUUGAUACCGAACGAGAGAGAUGCGAUUCCACGCCAGAAGAGUUAUCCGAAAUACGGCGGUGAUCUUGACAAUUCUUGGAGUUUUCAAAUUUCAAUGGUGGAUAGGAAAUGAAUACCCGAAUUCUAAACCAAACAAUGUCUUCCCGAAAGAACUUACAAUUUUUAAAAAUAUCAAACCGACGGAAACAACGGAACUUCCAUCAAGAACGUCGACAAUACCAACAAUAAAAAUAAUAAAGAAAGCUAAAGCGCUUCUAGAAAGAAAACAAAACAUUCUUAUAUUGGUUUAUAACCAAAAUGGGGGAGUAACAAAAUGGGUCGGCGCGCUGCGAGACAAGUGUGAUGUCGAUAUGGCCACAAGAGAACAAUGUCCGCUGUGGAAAAUUGAACUAACUUACAAUAAAUCUAGAUUUGCAGAAAGUGAUCUGGUCAUAUUCCAUGCAUUAGGCGGGAAUAUGCCCAAUACGGAUGAACUACGAAGACUAUCCAAGAAUCGACCUCUCUUGCAGCGCUGGGUUUACCACUCGAUGGAGAGUCCAAAAGUCACACCAAUGGUUUCUCCGCUGAAUGGUUUUUUCAAUGCGACAUGGACGUAUAGAUCUGACUCGGAUUUCUCCGCUGCAUACGCUACGUACGUGCCUCUAAGCCCAACAGAAAUGUCAUACAAAAAGGUGACAAUAUCCAAGAGGGAUUACUCCAAAGGGAAGACCUCACUCGUCGCUUGGGUGGUCAGUAACUGCUCAGCGCGUUUGCGGAAUGAGUUCGUCGCCGAGUUAAUGAAAUACAUUGAUGUGCACGUUUAUGGCUCGUGCUCGUCCAACUAUAACCAGACUCGAGUUUGCAACAGAGGGAAAAUGAGUAAAUGUCUGAAGAAGUACAAAUUUUAUCUGUCCUUCGAGAAUGCGUUAUGCAAAGAUUACAUCACAGAGAAGUACUGGGACCGAUUAGGUAAGGAACAGUUGUUUUAUGUGGGUGGUGAUGGUAAGGGCUUUUUACGUUAUAUUCCGUAUUGUUUAGAAAGGAAGGGCGUGAUUGGGAUUAUUUGCGCUUACUCGAGUGUUCGCCGGGUCUUACGUUACAAUUCCCUAGCGUAA